This is a messenger RNA of Cololabis saira (Pacific saury), 3925 nucleotides long. RefSeq names its product isoleucyl-tRNA synthetase 1 (gene iars1). Gene Ontology annotation, biological process: isoleucyl-tRNA aminoacylation. Bases 110 to 3916 code for a protein of 1268 amino acids. The record is from RefSeq and is a predicted model, not a curated record. Gene Ontology annotation, molecular function: aminoacyl-tRNA deacylase activity; isoleucine-tRNA ligase activity; tRNA binding. NCBI's taxonomy places the organism in Eukaryota, Metazoa, Chordata, Actinopteri, Beloniformes, Belonidae. The transcript is spliced from 34 exons.
CGCCGUAGUCUACGCCGUCGAUUUAACGCAGAACCAUAAUUAAGGCUUUACGCGCUGACUCCGGCUUGCAUCAUUCUGGUCUCCUGGCAGCCGGUGCAGAACAUACACCAUGGUAGAGCCUGUCCCUGAGUCCAUCAAUUUCCCUUCAGAGGAAGAGAAGAUCUUGAAGUUUUGGCAAGAAAGGGAUUGUUUCCAGGAAUGCCUUAAACAGUCCAAGAACAGACCCAGGUACACCUUCUAUGAUGGACCUCCCUUUGCCACGGGUCUUCCCCACUAUGGUCACAUCCUAGCUGGCACCAUCAAGGAUGUUGUUACUCGCUUUGCCCACCAGAAUGGCUUCCAUGUGGACCGGCGCUUUGGUUGGGACUGUCAUGGUCUUCCUGUGGAGUAUGAGAUUGAUAAGACCCUAGGGAUCAAAGGGCCUGAAGAUGUGGCCAAGAUGGGCAUUGCUGAGUACAACAAGCAAUGCAGAAACAUCGUCAUGAGAUACUCCAAUGAAUGGGAGGCUUCAGUGACACGAAUGGGGAGGUGGAUCGACUUCAAGAAGGACUACAAGACUCUUUACCCGUGGUUCAUGGAGACUGUCUGGUGGGUGUUCAAACAGUUGUAUGACAAGGGUCUGGUGUACCGCGGUGUCAAAGUCAUGCCCUUCUCCACUGCUUGCAAUACUCCCCUCUCCAACUUUGAAUCUCAUCAGAACUACAAGGAUGUUCAAGAUCCUUCUGUGAUCGUCAACUUUCCUCUGGUUGAGAAUGAGGGUGUGUCUUUGAUUGCUUGGACAACUACUCCCUGGACACUGCCGAGCAACCUGGCCCUCUGUGUCAACCCUGAGUUUUUGUAUGUCACGGUCAAAGAUAACACCAGUGACAAGACCUACAUUAUGAUGGAGGCCAGGCUGGGAGCUCUUUUUAAGUCGGAGACUGAAUACACUCUCCUGGAUAAAUUUCCUGGUAAAAACCUAAAAGGGAAAAAAUACAAGCCUCUUUUCCAGUACUUUGCUGAGUGUGGGGAGAAAGGAGCCUUUCAAGUGGUGAUGGAUAACUACGUCAAGGAGGAAGAAGGCACAGGAGUGGUCCACCAGGCACCUUACUUUGGAGCUGAUGAUUACAGAGUGUGCACUGAAUACAACAUCAUUCAGAGGGACCAGGCUCCUAUCUGCCCUGUGGAUGCCUCAGGCUGCUUCACUUCAGAGGUCGCUGACUUUGCUGGACAGUAUGUCAAAGAUGCUGACAAGAAUAUAAUCAAGUGGCUGAAGGAAAAGGGUCGCCUGGUCAACGCUAGCUCUUUCAAACAUAGUUACCCUUUCUGCUGGAGGUCUGACACGCCCCUGAUCUACAAAGCGGUCCCUAGCUGGUUCAUCCGAGUGGAGCACAUGGUAGAGAAACUGCUGGACUGCAAUGGAAAAUGCUACUGGGUUCCAGAGUUUGUGCGUGAGAAGCGUUUUGGGAACUGGCUAAGAGAUGCACGUGACUGGGCCGUUUCAAGGAACCGGUACUGGGGCACACCGAUCCCCCUCUGGGUCAGCGAUGACUUUGAAGAGGUGGUGUGUGUAGGAUCCAUGUCUGAACUGGAGGAGCUGACUGGAGUCAAGGCAACAGACCUGCAUCGGGAAAACAUUGACAGCCUGACAAUACCGUCGCGGUGUGGCAAGGGCGAGCUGCGGAGGGUCACGGAGGUGUUCGACUGCUGGUUUGAGAGUGGCAGCAUGCCUUAUGCACAGGUUCACUAUCCAUUUGAAAACAAGAAGGAGUUUGAGGACACGUUUCCUGCAGACUUCAUCGCCGAGGGCAUUGACCAGACCAGAGGAUGGUUCUACACCCUGUUGGUCCUCUCCACGGCACUGUUUGGAAGACCGCCCUUUAAGAAUGUCAUUGUUAAUGGACUAGUGCUCGCAAGCGAUGGACAGAAGAUGAGCAAGCGUAAGAAGAACUAUCCAGAUCCAGGACUAAUUGUGCAGAGCUAUGGAGCUGAUGCCCUCAGAUUGUACCUCAUCAACUCACCUGUAGUAAGGGCAGAGAACCUGCGAUUCAAAGAGGACGGAGUGCGAGAUGUGUUGAAGGACGUCUUCUUGCCGUGGUAUAACGCCUAUCGCUUCUUGGUGCAGAACGUACAAAGAUUACAGAAGGAGGAGGAAAUCCAGUUCCUUUACAAUGAAAGCACAACAAAGCAAAGUGACAACAUCAUGGACAGGUGGAUUCAAUCCUUCACGCAGUCCCUGAUCCAGUUCUUCAAGGCUGAGAUGGAUGCUUACCGCCUGUACACGGUCGUGCCUCGCCUGGUCAAGUUUGUGGACAUGCUCACCAACUGGUACGUCCGGACCAACAGGCGCCGCCUGAAGGGAGAGAGUGGCACCGAGGACUGCCUGUGGGCGCUAGAAACCCUCUUCAGUGUUCUUUUCUCCAUGUGCAGGCUGAUGGCUCCCUUCACUCCCUUCAUUACAGAAAUGAUGUACCAGAAUCUGCAUCACCUCAUUGACCCUGCCUCUCUUGAAGAGAAGGACACCAGCAGCAUCCACUAUCUCAUGCUGCCUCAAGUCAGGGAGAAUUUGAUUGACAAGCGUAUUGAGAGUGCUGUCUCCCAGAUGCAGUCCGUGAUUGAACUUGGCAGGGUGAUUCGGGACAGGAAAACUCUGCCUGUCAAGUAUCCAUUGAAGGAGGUAGUAGUUAUUCACCAGGACCGAGAGGCCCUGCAAGACAUCCAGUCCCUGCAGAAAUACAUCCUAGAGGAGCUUAAUGUGCGACAGCUGACUCUUUCGACGGACAAGGACAAGUAUGGUAUCCGCCUGAGAGCUGAGCCAGACCACAUGGUACUGGGCAAAAGAUUAAAGGGAGCCUUCAAAGCUGUCACUGCUUCUAUCAAGGAACUCACCAAUGAACAGCUAGAGGCCUUCCAGAAGACAGGAUCCAUCAUGGUGGAUGGCAACGAGCUUCACGAGGAGGACCUGAGGCUGAUGUACACCUUUGAUCAGAGCUCUGGCUCGGCUGCGAAUUAUGAGGCACAUUCUGAUGAUCAGGUGCUGGUACUGCUGGAUGUCACUCCAGACCAGUCCAUGGUGGAUGAGGGUGUUGCCCGAGAGGUCAUCAACCGCAUUCAGAAACUACGCAAGAAGGGGCGUUUGGUGCCAUCUGAUGAGAUAACGGUGUACUACCGCUGUCAACCAGAGGGGGAGUACUUGGCCUCUGUGGUCCAGGCUCACACUGACUUCAUUCUGGCCACCACCAAGGCUCCACUUCUGCCCUACCCUGUCCCAAAGACUGCCAGUGUCAUCAUAGAGGAAAAGACUCAGUUGAAAGGCUCAGACUUGGAGUUCACCAUAGUAAAAGGAUCUUCAGCCUCUCAAGCUCCUCUGAAUGGGCCAGCUUGCACAUACGUCAACAUCAGGGUGAAAGCCAACAACAAAGAACAAGAGGGCGUCGUACUUUUGGAGAAUCCCAAAGGAGAUAACUGUGUAGACUUGGAGAAACUAAGGAAAGUGUGCAGCAGCAUCUUUGGAACCAAUAACACCCAGCUCAGAUUCUACAGUGGUGGGAUGGAGUUGACCAGCAAAACGGACCUUCAGGCUCUGGGCGGUAAAACUUUGUGCGUGACUUCAGACCCAUCGUCUCCUGGCCCUGUCCCCACCACAGACACCCCGCUGUGUCCCUACGUGAACUUGGUUCUGUGCAACGCACAACCAGCGGAGUGUCAGGCUGGACAGGUAGGCACCCUGCUGCUGGUGAACCCGGUGGGCCGUAACAUACUCCACUACUCAGGCUUGCUCUCUGAGGCUGCCAAAGUUUUUGGCCUUCGCAGCAGACGACUCAAACUGUACCUGGACCAGGACCUUACUCAAGAGCUGCCAGCCGAUUCAUCUGUAAAAUCUCUCAACUCCAAAACUCUGUUUGUGCGAGUUCUUCCAACCACCGCUGAAGCAUGAAUCCGCAGG